This is a messenger RNA of Trypanosoma conorhini, 396 nucleotides long. RefSeq lists its product as uncharacterized. The transcript has a single exon. NCBI's taxonomy places the organism in Eukaryota, Euglenozoa, Kinetoplastea, Trypanosomatida, Trypanosomatidae. The coding region runs from base 1 to 396 and encodes 131 amino acids. The record is from RefSeq and is a predicted model, not a curated record.
AUGUCCGCCGCUGCCGGCGCGGACGCUGACGCCGCCACCUGCAGCUGCCACGUCCCCACGCCCCCGCCGGAGGAGUGCGCGGAGGCGGCCGAGGCGCUGGACGCCCUUUUGCAUGCCGAGACGCAGGCGCGGCUGCAGCGCCGCACCCUGCAGGGGACCUCGACGGGGGACUGGGAAGAGCCCUUCCCGUACUGCUCCGUCUUUGCGCCGCCUUGCAUGUUUCCCAUCAGGACGGCGCCGUUGCCGCUCUUCAUGAGCGACGACAGCGUCGUCUCCGGCAUCCGUGCGUCCCUGUUGAAGGAGAGACAGGACUCGGCGGUCGCGGAGGCCGCGAUGGAGGAGGCCGAGUUGGCAGCGCUGGAGCUUAAAUGUAUGUUGCUGGAGUCGACGCCUUGA